AUGACUUCCAAAUUCGGUCGCCGCGACUCGCUGGUGCGACAAGCCAGCGUGGAUCGGAUUCAGAUGGAGGGGAUCAAGCGUCAGAACACGAUCAAACAUCGUCGCGAGCUGGAGAAGUCCAUUUUGGCCAAGCAGGUACAGUACAACUUUUAAUCUUUUUAAAUUUGAAAUAACAAAGCCUUUAUCAACUUCAUCUUUCAGCUCCUGAAUCGCUUGAACGACGACAGUAUCGAGCUUGUACGAAGUGCCACCGACCAAGAACGACUGAAACUGUCAGUACUAAUCAACAGUACCAGUGAAAGCCGUGACGUGCUUGUCUCAACGUUCCAGAGGCUGUUGGCAGCUGGAAUCGAGAUCGACCAUGUCGAGACUAGACCAGACUUGGCUGAGCCAGGAGAACUAGAGUUGUUCGCUCAGACUCAAGGUGUCAAAAGCCAAUAUAUAGAUGCUUUUACCAAACUCUGCAUCGAGAAACCGAUCGACCGAAUCGUGCUCAAGAAGGCAGAGCCUGUGUUAGGUUAGUUUUGGAUAUUGUAGUGGUUGCUUUAGUUUUUUACGUUUGAUAAAUCUUUGCUGUGUUAUAUCGUACCUAUUUCGUAUUUUACAAAGUUAACAGUAUCUUGAAUUUGUAAAAAUAAUAGUGAGCCUUAAUUUUGUACUAGUUGUUGUUAUAGAUUGUUUUCUGAUAUUAAUUUACAGAAGUUUGGUACCCAAAACACAUUUCUGACUUGGACAAGUGUGCUCACGUCGUUGUGAAAUACGAACCUACAGAAGACCCCAAACAUCCAGUAGGUAUCACCAAUUAAUAUAAGCAGUGGAGUUGAUAUAUACAGACCUUUUGUAAUAAAACUCAUGGUAAAAAGUAAAACUAACACUUUAGGGUUACGGAGACAAAGCCUACAUCAAGAGAAGAGCCGAGCUGAAUGCCAUUGCCAAUUCUUACAAGUAGUAAGUUUGGUUUUACAGAGAAUUAAUAACAAAAAGCCUUUGUCGUAAUUACAAAUUUAGCGGUCAACCAAUGCCGCAUAUCGAGUACACAGAGCUGGAGAACAACACCUGGAGACAGUCCUACGCCCAACUAAAACAACUGCGACAAUCCCAUACCUGCAUCGAGUACCAAAGGAAUGUGAAGAAGAUGGAAGACGAAGGGGUAAUCACCAUGGACAAGAUCCCUCAGCUGUCUGAUCUCAACGUCUAUGUCCAGAGUAAGUCUUCAAAAUAUUAAGUUGUAGUAGGUACCUUUGAAUUUUAAAAGUUCUAAAAGAUACGCACUGUAACUUUUGACAGAUCGUAUCGAAUGACUAUUUUUACAAGUUAUAACUUCCUGUUAAAUGCUGGUACCUUCCAGAGAAAACCGGCUUCCAACUACGGCCAUGUGGCGGAUUACUCUCGGCCAGAGACUUCUUGGCCAGCCUUGCCUUCAGAACCUUCCAGGUAGAGUCAUUUCCAAUUUUAUGGAGAUUUUUCAUCGCUAGUUAUUCCAAAAAUACAAAAUUUCGUCGAUGUAACACAAAUCUUUGUUUUGGAACGAAAUGUCACAAAGUUUGAUACUUCGUUCAAUAUUGACUUUUCAAGUUUUGAAAUCGCAAAGAAAUCAGACAAAUUUUUGUAAAAUCGGCGAAGAUCUUCUUUACACGGCUUCAACUGCACAUUAUGUUUAGGCAACAUUGUACGUCCGCCAUCACAGCAAGCCCCAUCACUGUCCCGAACCUGAUGUUAUCCAUGAAGUACUUGGUCAUGUUCCGAUGUUUGCCGAUCCAAAUAUGGCCCAAUUAUCUCAAGAGAUAGGACUACUUUCUUUAGGAGCUUCAGAUGAACAAAUUGAACGACUGGCCACUGUCUAUUGGUUUAUCGUGGAGUUCGGACUGUGCCAACAAGAAGGAGGUUACCGAGCUAUUGGAGCUGGUCUGAUCUCGGCUUUCGGAGAGCUUCAGGUAACAAUUGGCCUAUUCUUUGGUAUUUAAAAAUGCCUUUUUUAAUCUAUGUUAAUAUUUUGAAGGCAUUGGUAAGUUUUUUAAUUAAAGUUUGUAUGUUUUAGCACGCGUGCUCCAAUGUUCCUCAACACGAAGAGUUUGAUCCCAAAGUUGUAGCUCUGAAAACAUACGAAGACUCUGACUAUCAACCUUUAUAUUUCGUUGCUCAUUCUAUUACUGAUGCUAUGAACAAAUUGCGGUAUGUUAAACUAAACUUAUUAAAUCGUUUAAAAUGUUGUUUUAGGUAUGAAAUUCAUCGUUUUAUGAUAAAAUCACCUUUUAAAAGUCAAUUUUAGGAAGUUUGCUCAGGGCAUGCCAAAGAGUCUUCACUUUACGUACGAUCCUUAUACUCAGACAGUAGUUCCUCAAAAGAGUCACGAGCGGAUCAAGAGAGAGAUCAAGAAUCUGAUGGAGAACAUGGAGUCUCUGACCAAUCAACUGAAGCAGAUGAUGUAG
Messenger RNA from Bursaphelenchus okinawaensis, 2429 nucleotides. NCBI's taxonomy places the organism in Eukaryota, Metazoa, Nematoda, Chromadorea, Rhabditida, Aphelenchoididae. The record is from the annotation of a GenBank genome assembly.